This is a messenger RNA of Ipomoea triloba (trilobed morning glory), 1489 nucleotides long. RefSeq names its product pectin acetylesterase 11-like. Bases 127 to 1314 code for a protein of 395 amino acids. Gene Ontology annotation, cellular component: plant-type cell wall. The transcript has 12 exons. The record is from RefSeq and is a predicted model, not a curated record. Lineage: Eukaryota; Viridiplantae; Streptophyta; Magnoliopsida; Solanales; Convolvulaceae. Gene Ontology annotation, molecular function: pectin acetylesterase activity. Gene Ontology annotation, biological process: cell wall organization.
CUCAACUCAAUCUCUUAUUCUUCUCUCAUUCUUUAAAAAGCAAGUAGCAAAUAGCAAAUAGCAAGCAUUUAAGCCAUCAAGUAUUCAAAUAUUCAACUCAAAUCCAAGUAUAUCAAGAAUAUUUGAAUGGCUAUCUCAACCGAUUGGAUAAUUUUACUUAUUUUUUCUUUAGUAACAUUUCCACAAUAUGUAAACCCCUAUUCUAUCCCCACACCUAAUCCUCAGGGUGGCACUCUUAUUCCAAAAACUAUUAUCCAAAGUGCCAUCGAGAAGGGCGCUGUUUGUUUGGAUGGGAGUCCACCUGCCUAUCAUUUCUCUCCAGGAAAAGGUGAAGACGCUAGCAAUUGGCUUAUUUACCUUCAAGGAGGUGGGUGGUGUAUGAGUAAUGAUGCAUAUUCUACUCCCGACUUUUCUGUUCAGAGUUGUCCGAACCGUGCAGCCGGUGACUUGGGUUCUAGUCUCAACAUAACAACUUUCGAAUUUAAAGGAUUUUAUGGUACAAAUGAAAAGAACACUUAUUUUUAUAAGUGGAAUCGAGUUGUUAUCCGGUAUUGUGAUGGAGGGUCAUUCGCCGGAGAUGUUGAAAAUCCUGAUCCGGUCACUAAACUUUACUAUAGAGGAGCAAGGAUUUUCCAAGUGGUUGUGGAUGAGUUAAUGGCAAAGGGAAUGAAAGCUGCCAAAAAUGUCAUUUUUGCCGGCGGUUCAGCAGGUGGAUUAGGCGUGUUGGUACAUUGUGAUAACUUUACCAGUCGAUUUCCAAAAGGCGUUAGAGUAAAAUGCCUUUCAGAUAGUUCUCUCUUUCUUGUUGUGAAAGAUCCCAACCAUGCAAAAUUCUUUAAAGCUAUUUUUACCGAUGUGGUUGCUUUGCAUCAACCAAACAAGGCAUUGCCUAUAGAGUGCACUUCAAAAAUGAGUCCAUUUGAGUGCUUCCAACCAAAAAAUUUGGUGCAAUAUGUGAAAUCCCCCCUAUUUAUUGUCCAUUCAGCAUUCGAUUCAUUUCAGGUGCGAAAUACUUUCUCGAUGGACUUGUACAAUGCCAUUAAGAAUCACUCGUCUGUUUGCCCAAGUGAUAUGGCCCUGCUACAAGAUUUCAGACAACAAAUAAUAAGUGCAUUGCCACACUCAAGUGCCACCAAAGGAUUUAUAGUUACUUCUCGCUUUGGUCAUGGCUUUGCUUUAAACUACUAUAAGACGAAAAUGCUUGCAGAUCAGAAUUCAACGACCAUCGUGAGCGCAUUCUACGAUUGGUACUUUGACCAACGUCCUGUCAAUCUCAUAGACCCAAGCAACGUGCCAUAUUAUACAAAUGAUUAAUGUUUAUGAAUAUUAAGAAAGGGCAUUCUACGAUUGGUACUUUGACCAAGAUCCUGUCAAUCUCAUAGAGCCAAGCAAUGUGCCAAAUUAAAUAUGUUAGAUUGAAUGAAAUAUUUGUGAUCUCUUCAUUGUACUUUGAUAAAUAUAAUAUAAUGAUCUUUUUAUUCAAUAUAUA